This is a messenger RNA of Ambispora gerdemannii, 175 nucleotides long. NCBI's taxonomy places the organism in Eukaryota, Fungi, Glomeromycota, Glomeromycetes, Archaeosporales, Ambisporaceae. The record is from the annotation of a GenBank genome assembly.
GGAACUGAGUGAGAAUUUGCGUUGGUGGAUAGCAAAUCAUGACAUUGCUGCGAUUCUUAAAACCUUUAAUAAAUGGGAACAUGUAGUUAAUCUUUUCAAGACUCCACCAGAUGAACUUUUGGUUGAAACGGGAAAACAUGUCUCAGUUCCAGCUUUAUGGCGUUCUCUAAAUUAA